Messenger RNA from Mya arenaria, 1581 nucleotides. RefSeq names its product mitochondrial import inner membrane translocase subunit Tim9-like. Bases 107 to 391 code for a protein of 94 amino acids. The record is from RefSeq and is a predicted model, not a curated record. Lineage: Eukaryota; Metazoa; Mollusca; Bivalvia; Myida; Myidae. The transcript is spliced from 4 exons.
CUUGUCAAAACUUGUCCUGAAACAUGUGAGUUUAUUUAAAGAGUAAACAGUACUCUCAGAGUUUAAUAUCAAUAGUUUAUUGUCUAUUGUUUUUUACAUAUGCAGCAUGGCAGCCCUUCAGCAAGGAACACAGCAAAUGCCCCAGAUUGAAGACAUUGUGAAGCAGCAAAGGGAGUUCAUUAGUCAGUACAACAAGCUGGUGGAGAGCUGCUUCAAUGACUGUGUGAAUGAUUACACAUCCAGAAGUCUUCUCAAGUCAGAGACCACUUGUUCCACAAACUGUGUUGAAAAGUCCCUAAAGAAGACGCAACGAAUAUCCGAGCGGUUUUUGGAGCACCAAAUGAUGGGGUCGCAGGAUCCAAACGCAGCUGUGCAGGCACUCACAAAAUGAUGAUGGACAGUAGAUAGAGACGAGUAAUAAAUUAUUGUGAUGUUCUAGCCAGAUUUAUGCAUGGCUUGGUAAACUACAGAACACAGCAUGUGUUGAGUUUUAAGUGCUGGAAUUAACCUGAAUGUAUCCUAAAGAAGAUGAUUAUUACAAAUGAAACUGUUCAAAAAUUAGAACAUUUGUAAUUGCCUUGGUGAUUUUAUCCAGUUAAUUUAUUUCAGACUGACAUCAAUUGUAAAAUAUGGUAUAACUUCAAGAUUAACUCUUUUUCAAUGAUUUUCUAGGUGAGUUCUGGUUGAAAAAUACAAAUGCAAAAUUAUGAUAUUGAAACUCAUUGAUACCUUAUGAGUUGCGAUUCUUAUGAAUGUUACAACAAUCAAUUGAAAUGUGCUGUCCUAAUUAAUUAAUUUGGCAAGCAAUGAUUUUAUAAGCAAUAUUGUCAAAGUGCAGUGUUCAGUAUAAAAAGAAAAAGGCGGACACAAGCCAUAGGAGUGCUGUAUACAAGCAAAGCGGCUUUUGAACUGCAUUAAUUUUGUAAUUUUUGAAUUAAUUUUUAAUUUUGAUAAUUAGAAAUUCAAAGUGAUUGUGUUCAGUUUAGAGUUUAGUGAUCUUUUUAUACAAUGCAUUUUGUAUUGUCAUGUUUUUAUUGUGAAACUAUAUAGAAAUGAUAAAACGUUUAUGAAGUGUUGAAAGCUUUAUUUUAAAAUCUGUUGCCAUUGGUAUGAAGUGAAUUUUGGACAAAACUCGUCAUCGCGUAAAAGCACUAGUCAAAACAGAUGUGACAAACCAGACCAUCAACAUAACAGGGGAAUCAAAACAGACCAUCACCGUUACGGAUUAGUCAAAACAGACCAUGGUAUGUGACAAAACAAUCACACUGUUUGUGGUGCACUGGCAAAACUACUUAACAGUCGCAAUCGCAGGUUCAAGCCUCCUCCGUAUUUAAGAUACAAACCGUCUUCAGCAAGGAACUUUAAGGGGGUCCAGUGCGACAGUAACCAACACGGAGGAUUUUAAAUCAGUGGGGAAUUGAUUUGGCAGUAUGGACAAUGUUCAUGUGUUGUGUAGGAUGGUGAUGCACAAUAGGCUUGUAAUACUUACGGUGCUAACGCCUUACGGCAAUGACUGCUUAUGUAAGGUACAACUACAUGGCCGAAAUUGUAAACGUUUAAUAAAGCAUAGAAUUCCUUCCA